This is a messenger RNA of Triticum dicoccoides, 1091 nucleotides long. Its product is annotated as MADS-box transcription factor 5-like. Gene Ontology annotation, biological process: positive regulation of transcription by RNA polymerase II. The transcript is spliced from 8 exons. Gene Ontology annotation, molecular function: protein dimerization activity; DNA-binding transcription factor activity; RNA polymerase II transcription regulatory region sequence-specific DNA binding. Bases 144 to 791 code for a protein of 215 amino acids. Gene Ontology annotation, cellular component: nucleus. The record is from RefSeq and is a predicted model, not a curated record. NCBI's taxonomy places the organism in Eukaryota, Viridiplantae, Streptophyta, Magnoliopsida, Poales, Poaceae.
AGCUAGAGAUCUUCAAGCGAGAUACGUACAGAGGAAAGGGAAAGAUAAAGAGAGGGAAGCACUCUAGCUACCACCAUAGCACAGGGAGAAGGAGAAGAGGAUAGGAGAGAAGGGGAAGGGAGCGAGGCGAGCGAAAGGGAGGGAUGGGGCGCGGCAAGGUGGAGCUGAAGCGGAUCGACAACAAGAUCAGCCGGCAGGUGACGUUCGCCAAGCGCCGCAACGGCCUGCUCAAGAAGGCGUACGAGCUGUCGCUGCUCUGCGACGCUGAGGUCGCGCUCAUCAUCUUCUCCGCCCGCGGCCGCCUCUUCGAGUUCUCCACAUCCUCACGCAUGUACAAGACUCUAGAACGGUACCGCAGCUGUAACUUCAACUCCGAGGCAACUGCAACUCCGGAGACCGAACUAAGCAACUACCAGGAGUAUUUAAAGCUAAAGACAAGAGUUGAGUUCCUACAGACAACUCAGAGAAAUCUUCUUGGCGAGGACUUGGGCCCACUUAACAUGAAGGAACUUGAGCAACUGGAGAACCAAAUUGAGAUCUCUCUCAAACAUAUCAGGGCGACAAAGAGCCAGCAGUCACUUGAUCAGCUCUUUGAGCUCAAGCGCAAGGAACAACAACUGCAAGAUGUUAAUAAAGACUUACGAAAAAAGAUACAAGAAACUAGUGCGGAUAGUGUUCUACAGAUGUUUUGCCAGGAUGUUGGACCAAGUGGGUCUAGUGGCCAUGCUAAUCAAGCUAAUCAACAGGAGUAUUUUCAUCCUGAUUGUGACCCUUCCCUGCGUAUGGGGUAAUUGUUCUCUUGAGCUAUUAAUACAAAACUACAAGUAUGAUCAUGCUUACCUGGAUCACUUGAACAAGGAAUGAAUAGAUGGAUUAGUUGACGCCUUAGCGCAGAUAUCCUGCGCUGGGUCGACUUGAUAAUAUUUCAAUCCAAUGCUCUCUUUUACCCGUGGUUUCUAGCUUAAACCAUGCUAUUAUGUACUACUAAUCAGGAGCUCAUGUUGUAUUCUACUUUAAAUUGAAGAGAAGAGUUAUCUGAUUAUGUUGGGUGCUCAUUGGAGGACACAAUCUCACAUUCUGAAUUUCAAGUA